GAUUGUUAUAUUUAGGAAACCAGCCCAGCUUUAUAAACUGAAGGCCUAGGAUUUUCCCAAACAUUGUAGAGUUUGGAGAGAAAACCACCCGGCAGAAAAAGCCUGAUCGGUCUCCUGACAGUUUCUAAUCAGGACCGAAGCGAGAAAGGAGCCCAGAUCUGUGUUUUGUAUGCCACGAUUAAAGAAAGCCAAAGAAGAGACCCAGAUGGCUGUCCUACGGAAGAAGCUGGUGGUAGUCGGGGACGGCGCCUGCGGGAAAACUUGUCUACUGAUAGUUUUCAGCAAAGACGAGUUCCCUGAAGUCUACGUCCCCACAGUGUUUGAGACCUACGUGGCCGACAUAGAAGUAGACAACCAGCAAGUGCAGCUGGCGCUGUGGGACACAGCUGGACAGGAGGACUAUGACCGACUGCGCCCUCUCUCCUACCCGGACACUGAUGUCAUCCUCAUCUGCUUCUCCGUGGACAGCCCGGACUCUCUAGAGAACAUAUCCGAAAAGUGGGUCCCCGAGGUCAGGCACUUUUGUCCGAACGUGCCGAUCAUCUUGGUUGCCAAUAAGAAAGAUCUGCGCAACGACGAGAACACCAAGAACGAGCUGUCUCGGAUGAAGCUAGAGCCGGUGAAGGCGGAGGAAGGCCGGGCUAUGGCCGCGCGCAUCGGCGCAUACGACUACUUGGAGUGCUCCGCCAGAACCAAAGAAGGCAUCUGGGAGGUCUUCGAAACGGCGACACGGGCAACCCUCCAGAAACGCUCCACCACGGGGGAUAUUUUCAAAUGCUGUGUGAUGCUGUGAUUGAACUGUGGGUUUCAGGGCCUUAGAAGAUACAAGACGGUUCCUGCGUGGGGUCUGUGUUUGGACAUGUUGAAGCAAAACCAGUGGCCACCUCUUUGUUCGGACACUUGCAUGUGGGUGUGCGUAAAGUACCGGUUAAAGCUUCUCCUCUUGAUCACAUGAUGCCCAUUGCCUGAAAAACAAAGGAUAAACAAUGUUAGAAAUUGCUCCAUUUUAUUUGGAGAAAUGUCUCCUCCAGUCAUUUGAAUGAGGCCUUACUUGAGGCAUGCUUUUAAACUGACAAUUUUUUUUGUGCAUCAAAGUAUUUUUUUAAAAGGUAGCUUUUUAACUAAACUUUUACACUUUGUAAAAAGAACCAAAGCUGAAAAUGUUGCACUCUAAUUUAAGUCUAAAUUGUGUUCAACCACAAACCUGUCCCAAGAUUGUAAUAUUGUAAAUCAUCUUGAUCAUACAUUAAGCAUUCUUAUGAUGUUAUGUUUAGUGUUUUUAAUUUAACUAUAAUUUUGUUUGAGGUAACAGGUAUAUAUUAUAAUUUGAACACUACCUUUGUUUUGGUUGAAAACUGGUGGUUUUCUUAUUGGGUGGUUGCCCAGGGUGGCAGUAGAAAGUGGGGAUACACAAGCAAAUUAUUAUUAUUUUUUUCUUCAUCUUUGGUUGAUUGCGUGUAGGUUGCUUAGGUAGACUUUAACGAGAUUUGUGAAGGAUUGCACUGCAUCUUAUCUGCUCCAAGAGUUAGACAAUUUCCUGCAUUUUGAAGUGACCAAGGAGUCAACCUUUACACGUCCCCCUAGUUUUAUAAUUAUUUCUUAUGAUGUUCAGUAUUAAGGGAAAUACUAUUUUAUUAUUAUUUCAUUAUGGAUGGUCAUAUUGACCAGUUUUUGUUUGGCGUGGUUAUGUUGAAAUUCUCACAGUGGGAACACCGAUUAAACAAACAUGUUUACACACAAUCAAAUGGUUUUCCUUUUAAAUUUAAAUUUGCUCAAAUAGAUUUUUUUUUCCUGGCACUAUAAAGCCAGAGGAAGCCCAACUUACUUUGGCACUUUUUCUGAAAUCCUAUUAAAGAGUUCAGAUGACAUGAAUGGUAUAAAAAAAAAAAAACAACUUUGUUUUUUGUUUUCCCAUAACUUUUUAAUAUGUUGAUUUUUAGGAUUGCUUUGUAUGCAACAGUGUUACCUCACAACUUAAUAAAAAAUCUUUUUGAGCAUAUGUAGUAAAAGGAGCCAGCAUGUUCAAACCUUACAGGUCAUCCUGCCCCUCCAUUGAUUUGGCUAUUUCGUCCCUUUCUACUUCCGUUUGGUACUUGUCUAAUGAAACCAAUGCUUAUUACUAUAUUACUCUUUGCUGUCAAGCACUCUUUUCUUUUAUUGAACAAAAUUUUCUUAAAUGUACAUCAUUUUAUAAUGAAAUAUUUUUGAAGGACUUCAUAUCCCCCAUAUUUCCACCUAUUGCUCUUUGACUUUCCAGUUCCACUUACCUGAAAUAUGACAGAUUCUGACAGAUCAAAAUACCACAGAGUGACAUUUUUAGAGUAAAGCUACUUGAAUUUCAAAUAACUACAUUUCAUUAUGGUUAACUAUAAUGGACUGUUAAAAAAAUAAUAGAGCUUGACAAUAUGUUGAAUUCAAUUGGAAACAUAAAACACUAAAAUCUCUAAGAUGCUGUAUUUGGAAGAUGGUAGUUAAGACAGUUUCAAGCAUUUACUAUGUUUGCUAAAGAUAAGAAUAGCUCAUUGUUGGCUCUUAUGCUCACAACUCUUGGUACCUUGGAUACUGAAUGUUAGGAAACUGGAUCUGAUGCGGGGAGGGGCAAGAAAGAAGAAGAAACGGAAGGUUUCCUAAUAUAGUGAAUUGCAAAUUUAAAUAGUUUACAUCAUAAAAAGUACUACAGAUCCCCCAGGGAGGUUUGAGUUGCCUCAGUGUUUUAGUGCAACAUAUUACAGCAAACAGCUCUAAGCUGUUCCUGGAAAAAAAGAAAAAGGGCCAAAAUCACCAGCACCCACCCAUUUUGCAGUUUUUUAAAGCGCUAAUCAUAUUGUCAUGUUUACAGUAAAAUCUUCCGAGUUUUAGUCAUAUUGACUAGUUGGUGUAUAUAUUAUUCUGUAACCUUACGUCACAAACAAAAUAAUUAAAAGCAGUAUUUUGUAUUAAAACAAACUUUACACAUUAGGAGUUCGUGUUUUUCCUAGACAGGUAAGUAUAACAUUAAUUAUAAAACCAUUCUGUACACAGUUUUCAAGUUAAAUGUGAAUUAAUGAACCCGCUGUAACAUGUAAACUCCAUCAGCAAAUUUUUGUCACUAAAUAUUUUUUCGUUUCGACCAAGAAUGUACUUUUGAAUUUACUUGAUGAAAAACAAUUGGGAUAUAACUUAAUGUAUUUAAGUGAGCCUUUACAGAUUGUGCAACAAGCAAAGUUCAUCUGUUGCUUCAUGUAUUGUGUAACUGUCCCCUUGUAUGGUUUUGGGAGUGCUUGUACAAAUAAAAGCAAUGCAUACAUUACUGA
This is a messenger RNA of Cyprinodon tularosa, 3293 nucleotides long. Its product is annotated as rho-related GTP-binding protein RhoB-like. Gene Ontology annotation, molecular function: GTP binding; GTPase activity. The transcript has a single exon. Gene Ontology annotation, biological process: small GTPase-mediated signal transduction. The record is from RefSeq and is a predicted model, not a curated record. NCBI's taxonomy places the organism in Eukaryota, Metazoa, Chordata, Actinopteri, Cyprinodontiformes, Cyprinodontidae. Bases 170 to 793 code for a protein of 207 amino acids.